GCUCGCGCCGGUCAAUGUCCCCUCAAGACUGUACUCGAUUUGACUCGAGCCUACUCUGGCGAGAACAGCUAUAGCGUUUGGUCAGUUCUAGCCCAGGGACUGGGUUCUGUUCGCGUCCUCCUCCAAGAGAUGGCCUACAAGGCCGGUGACGAGGUUUUCUUCUCCGAACUUUCACCGGAGGAGAUUGGUCUCAAUAACCUCUACACCCAAUUGGCCUUUCCCGUUUAUGAGAAACUUGGUGUGUCCGUGGGGCUUUAUCUGCUCCUACUGUGGUGUUCUUUUCAUGUGUCUACAUGGUCCUUUUCCAGCGAACACUUUCCCUUUUUGUGGCUUGUCACCAAAAAAUUAACUCUGGUUCUCGGUCGUGCUCGUCACCCCGACGUCCUCUCGAAGGCGCGCAAGGCCUUUGACGCGCACUACGCCUCUGUAAUGGAGACACCAGAGGGCCAGCCACAGACAAAUCUCAUUUCUCCUGACCUGCGUACCACUAUCUACUCCCUGUGUCUACGCAACGGAGGUGCAGAGGUAUUCCAGCGCCUCCUUACAGUAAGUCUCUAG
Molecule: messenger RNA, 558 nt
Organism: Dibothriocephalus latus
Lineage: Eukaryota; Metazoa; Platyhelminthes; Cestoda; Diphyllobothriidea; Diphyllobothriidae
Source: the annotation of a GenBank genome assembly